AUGAACUUCUUAGAUAAGAGAAAUAAAAUAGAGAUUCUUCAAGAGAGAGCUGCUCUUUAUAAUAAGGUGCAGGAUGAACUUUAUGAAAAGGAAGUCCCUGAAUUCGAACAUACAAAAUUAAUUAAACCAGUUUUAGAUUAGCAUAUUGAAGAGUUUGCUACACAAUAACCUCCUGCAAAUCUUAAUAGUCUAACUAGAUCAUUGCCUAAACCUCCUGUAUCAGUUUUGACCACUUCUGCAUUGAUUUCAUUAGGACUUGAUAAUUAUGGGACUAUGACUACUCAAAUGUAGGAUGUGAAUCGUAAAAGGGAGGACGAUUUUAAUCAUUAUAAAUAACUGAAAAAGGAAGGGCGAUUAGAGGAACUCGUGAAACCACUAAAAUAACAGAAGGAAAAAGAUUAAGCUACUUAAGCAAUUCUAUUCAAGGUAGAUCAUAUUAAAGAUUAUGAAGAUAAAACUCACACAGGAUAUGGUUAACAUAAGUCAGCACAUAGAACAUAUUAUGUUGUUGAUGAGACCAUGAAGGAGAUGAUCAAUGAGCCAAACAUAAAAAAUCAUCUGAUGAAAAAUGACUUAAAUACAUUUUUCGACUCUUACCUCAAACACAAAAAUACUUUAAGAGGGGCGGUGAAGCAACCUGCUCGUGCAAAAUGA
Messenger RNA from Paramecium tetraurelia, 654 nucleotides. RefSeq lists its product as uncharacterized. Lineage: Eukaryota; Ciliophora; Oligohymenophorea; Peniculida; Parameciidae. The transcript is spliced from 2 exons. The record is from RefSeq and is a predicted model, not a curated record.